Messenger RNA from Drosophila pseudoobscura, 1862 nucleotides. Its product is annotated as putative vitellogenin receptor. NCBI's taxonomy places the organism in Eukaryota, Metazoa, Arthropoda, Insecta, Diptera, Drosophilidae. The record is from RefSeq and is a predicted model, not a curated record. Gene Ontology annotation, molecular function: protein binding. The transcript has 2 exons. Bases 1201 to 1470 code for a protein of 89 amino acids.
GUACUCGUUUGUUUAUGCUACUGUUGCAUGAGCAAAAGUGCCUUGUGCGUCUGCCUACAGUGGCUUCAAAUGACAGUAAGUCCUGAUGUCACAGGUCACUCCCUGUCCGCUGUUCCACGGGUUUUCCGUGCUUUCCACAUUCUUCGCAUUUACAGGUAAAGUCGAGCCACAGAGUCCGCAGUUGCGAUACCGAAUCGACCAGCGACGCCCUUUGUGUGGCCCACUACUUCCUGCCUCUGCCCCCAGAAGAGAAAUUUCAUUGAAAAACAAUUGAAAAAGGAAGAAGAACAGACCCUGGACUGGAGGUUUGGGUGGAACACCGGCGUCUUCAGGAUUCUGGCGUCUGGUUCGUGUGCCGUGGGGAAUGGGGCCUGCUCCACCUCUACCUGUACCGACCCCGCGACCCCCUGCGUGUUGCCUGCCGCCUUCCUGCUGUUCUCGCGCCACGAGCACAUUGGCCUCAUCUUGACCGAGUACAAGGUCAACAACGGGGGCUGCUCCCACCUGUACCUGGCCUAACCCGGCAGACGGGGCAUGACUUGUGCCCCACCCACUACCAGUUGGCCGAGGACGGGGUCUCCUGCAAGAACUACAUCAUCUUCAGCCAGAGGAACAGCUUCGGCCGACUGCUACCGAACACGACACACGAACCCGAAUAUCCGCGCCGUGGACUAUGAUCUGUUGCUAUGGACCUGCUCCUACUCCAACAGCAUUAACAUGACCAUUCGCACAACUGUGUUCCUAAAACGUUGCCUCUUUUAGCUUCCUGGCUGAAUUCGUAGGCGUCAACGAUACCGGGGACUCGGAAAAACCUCGCACCAUUGCCACCUUAGGGAGAUUUUGUACUGGCUGGAGGACAAGACCGGAGUGGAACGGAUCACUGUCAACGACGUUAUUCCGUGGAGCUGCAUCGUCUGUCGCAGUUCACCGACAUCCGGGCCGUGUGGACACCGGAUGCGCAAGUGCUGCACAAUCACACGGCACAGUUGCCCAAAUUGUUUCCAAAACUGCAUAGCCAGAGGGGUGUGACACGCGGCACGCGCGACGUCUGCUCGUGCCCCAUGCAUCUGAUGCUACUAGAGGACCAGGAGAACUACGGCGUUUGUCCGGACUGUGGGCCAGAUCAUAUCACGUGCACGGCCCCAGUGACGGGGAAUGGUGACAUGAAUAAGUACAAGUCUGACUGCCCGGACAAGUCGGAUGAAGUGGGAUGUCCCAUAUGACUGUCAGUUCAGCUGCCAGUCCGGCGGGUGCUUCGACAAGGCUCUGAUCUGCGAUGGUACCACCUGUGACAACUGUGAGAAUGUCCACGAUGAGGCCGACUGCUGCAAGCUGCCAGGAGACUUUCAAUGUGCCAUGGUACAGACGAUUUGCCUGCCUCGGAUAUUCUUGCGCACCGAGCAGGAUGAAGAAGGAGCGGAAAGACUCGGUCAAAUAAAACAAAAGCAAGGACUAAAAACUAGCCAAUGAACCACCCAUGCGGCCGGCAAGCCAAACCAUGGUCAAAAGGGACAAAUCUGCCAAGGGAAACGGCUUUGACAUGGAUAGUUCUAAUUCAAUACCCUAUAAAUAUGUAUAUAAGCAAAUAGUCGACUUACGCCAUGAUGUCAGGUUUCAAAUGGGAAAAGAUACUAAAAAAAGCCGAACAGUAAAAAAUCUUAUUUCAAAUUAAUCCAAGACGUUUACUGAAUAUCCCAUUAUUUCCUUUUCUCCACCACAAACGAACCAUGUCAAAAUAAAUAAUAAAUAAGUAAUAAAUAUAAUUGUUGUAAUCUUACCAAACCCCAGGCCGGCCUAUCCGAGGCCUGCUGCCUAUUGACAUCUGCAAGAUGCUUACAGAAAAUCAGGGAACGGAACCAUUA